AAUAUGAAGGCAUUCUCUCCCCCUGUUCCAUACCCACUGUCAAUUCAUUUCCUCUCUCUCCACAAAUUAUCAACCUCCACAAGUUUCAGAUACACAAAGUUCAUGGCUCAAUCAGAAGGAAGCAGCACUGGGAAGAAGCUUAUUCAAAUUGAUAUCAGUUCAGACACUGUGUGCCCAUGGUGCUUCGUGGGUAAAAGAAAUUUGGACAAAGCAAUAGCUUCAUCACAGGAUCAAUUUGAUUUUGAGCUUAGAUGGCACCCAUUCUUCCUUAAUCCUUCUGCCCCUAAAGAAGGAAUUAAUAAGAUAGAGUUUUACAAAAAUAAGUUUGGGCCUCGUAGUGAACAAAUUACAGCUCGGAUGACAGAGGUUUUUAGAGGUCUUGGCCUGCAAUAUAACUUGUCCGGACUCACGGGAAAUACUCUUGACAGCCACAGGCUUAUAUAUUUUGCUGGCAAACAAGGUCUUGACAAGCAACACAAUCUUGUGGAGGAGCUCUGCCUUGGCUACUUCACUCAAGGAAAGUACAUAGGUGACCGGGAAUUUCUUGUGGAAUCUGCUAAGAAAGUUGGGGUCGAAGGAGCAGCUGAAUUCCUACAAGAUCCCAACAAUGGACUCAAUGAGGUUAAUGAAGAGUUUAAGAAGUACUCAGCACACCUUUCAGGGGUCCCAUAUUAUGUGAUCAAUGGAAAACAGCAGUUGAGUGGUGGCCAACCCCCUGAGGUCUUUCUGAGAGCUUUUCAAGCUGCUGCAGUUUGAGGUUACCGGCUUAUAAAGAUUAGAAACCAGCUUGCUUUCCUAUCCUGGGGAAAAUAAAGAGGCUUGUUGACAUAGUAUCUACUUUCUAUCUUGUAUUUUAUUUAUGAAUUCCUUGAAACUCUAAAACUGAUACACAAAGUGAAUGGUAUACAGCAUGAAUGAAGUUUGGCUCUGUCAAAAUCACAUAGGAUAUAAAUGGGUAUGGUGAGAGUGUAAUGUUACCAGUGAAGUACAAUGUAUGACUGAAAGAGUGAGGAAAAAAUGAAUCAUAUGGUCUAUUAAAGGUAAAGUUCAGUUGCAGCUGUCUUAUGAUUCUUGGUUUUUAUUCAAGUGAAAUCCCAAAAUAUCAUGGGUUUUCUGCUUUUAA
Messenger RNA from Vitis riparia (riverbank grape), 1123 nucleotides. RefSeq lists its product as uncharacterized. The coding region runs from base 4 to 756 and encodes 250 amino acids. Gene Ontology annotation, molecular function: oxidoreductase activity. NCBI's taxonomy places the organism in Eukaryota, Viridiplantae, Streptophyta, Magnoliopsida, Vitales, Vitaceae. The transcript is spliced from 8 exons. The record is from RefSeq and is a predicted model, not a curated record.